Molecule: messenger RNA, 1331 nt
Organism: Pelagomonas calceolata
Lineage: Eukaryota; Pelagophyceae; Pelagomonadales; Pelagomonadaceae
Source: the annotation of a GenBank genome assembly
GCUAAGCUGCUGAUUCAGCCAACUUGACUGCCAGCCCGUUCUCCUGUCAGAAUUGCAGAAACACGCAAGUUACGCAAGCAGACGACGCCUCGCACACCCGUCGCACUCUCAGUACCUUCUUUACGCUAUCGAGCAUCCUUACGAGCGCGAAAAGCUCUCGUAAAACGCCAGCCGCGCAAAAACACACUCAGCUAGCAGCACAAAACGUUGUCAGUCACAAUGCAUGUCAACAAAGCACACGCAGCACUCAUCCUGGCGUCCGCCAGCGCCCUCACGGGUUCCGGGAAGAAGCCGUUCCCCAAGCUGCGCCCGCUCAAGUCGGCGCUCGCCGCGAAACCGGACCUCUUCGGCAUCAACGAGGAGGACGCGUUGCUGACUGCGAAGCGCGAAGGCCAGAAUUCGUUCCGCGGCGCGUUCGAGAAGGCCGCAUUCUUGAAUGCUGACGUGUUUGGUUUCAAAGAUGAAGCUCGAGUUCUAUCGAACACGGCGGCGCGCCCCGGCCAGCAGAACUACAUGUCUGUGUUGAAGGGUGCCCUGGGCUUCCCCGAUACCAUCAAAGGGAAUGAUGGUGCCUGCACCAUCGACUAUUCAUCCCCUGAUCUCCGCACGCCGAUCCGCGACGGCGGCUCCCCAUCUGUGGUCGUGUCCUACGCGUCGGCCGACCUCCGCCCGGCUGCGUCCCAGGCCCUGCCGUUCCUCGACCGCCCGGAGGUGCUCGAUGAAGUUAGGCUGGCCGGUGAUGCCGGUUUUGAUCCGCUUGGUUUGGCCUCCGAUGCUGAAAGUCUCAUCCGGUACCGCGACGCGGAACUCAAGCACGCUCGCCUCGCGAUGCUGGCCGCGGUGGGCUGGCCCCUCGGGGAACUCUUCCAGCCGGACCUGGCCGCGCAGUGGCACGCGCCCUCGCUGGUCUUCGCCCAGGGCGGCGAGAACCCGUCAGUUUUGAAUGGUGGACUGCAAAAUGUGCCCGUCGUGUUUUGGGCCGGGGCGCUCGCGGUCGCGGUCGCGGCGGAGCUCGCCGGCCUCCAGGCCGCGAAUGACGGCAAGGCGCCGGGAGACCUCGGCUUGCGCGCGGGCCAGAAGGCGCUCGCGGCGGCGCUGGGCGGCUCCGAGGCCGCGGUGGCCGACGCCGAGCUGGCGAACGGCCGCGUGGCCAUGCUGGCGAUCGUGGCCUACGUCCUCCAGGAAUUCGCGGCGACGAGCAGCGGUAUCCCGGAGCCCGUCGUGUCGCUGAGCUACGGGCUCUUCCACCCGUUCGUGUGAGCUGUAUAGCACUUCCCCGCGGCGCGCGGCGGCGCGCACCAUCCCUGUUGUAAAACUAGUCUACUACAAAA